Molecule: messenger RNA, 1767 nt
Organism: Mus pahari (shrew mouse)
Lineage: Eukaryota; Metazoa; Chordata; Mammalia; Rodentia; Muridae
Gene: Loricrin
Product: loricrin
Exons: 2
Coding region: 66-1520 (484 amino acids)
Cellular component (GO): cornified envelope
Molecular function (GO): structural constituent of skin epidermis
Source: RefSeq, a predicted model, not a curated record
CACCAUCACCUCUUCCCUCACUCAUCUCCCCUGGUGAUUCGGGGUUCCCCUUCUCCUUAAACAAGAUGUCUCACCAGAAAAAGCAGCCCACUCCCUGCCCUCCUGUGGGUUGUGGAAAGACCUCUGGUGGAGGAGGCGGCGGCGGCGGCGGCUAUUAUAGCGGUGGUGGUAGCGGUGGCGGCUCUGGCUGCGGAGGUGGCUCAUCUGGAGGAGGCUCUAGCUGCGGAGGCGGAGGCGGUGGUUCCUACGGAGGUGGUUCCAGCUGCGGCGGCGGAGGCGGCUCCGGUGGGGGCGUCAAGUACUCCGGAGGCGGCGGUGGCUCUAGCUGCGGCGGCGGCUACUCCGGGGGCGGCGGCGGCUCCAGCUGCGGAGGUGGCUACUCCGGGGGCGGCGGCGGCUCCAGCUGCGGAGGUGGCUACUCCGGAGGCGGCAGCGGCUCCAGCUGCGGCGGUGGCAGCUACUCCGGGGGUGGCUCCAGCUGUGGAGGCGGUGGCGGCUCUGGUGGGGGCGUCAAGUACUCCGGUGGUGGCGGCGGCGGCGGCUCUAGCUGCGGCGGCGGCUACUCCGGCGGCGGCGGCUCCAGCUGCGGAGGCGGAUCAGGAGGCGGCGGCUCCUACUGCGGAGGCUCCUCCGGAGGCGGCAGCUCCGGUGGCUGCGGCGGCGGUUCCGGAGGGGGCAAAUACUCUGGUGGCGGUGGUGGCUCCAGCUGCGGCGGCGGCUACUCUGGCGGCGGUGGAAGCAGCGGUGGCUCUAGCUGUGGCGGCGGCUACUCAGGCGGUGGUGGCUCCAGCUGCGGCGGCGGUGGAUAUUCUGGUGGCGGCGGCAGCAGCUGCGGAGGUGGUUCCUCCGGUGGUGGCGGCGGCGGAUCGUCCCAACAAUAUCAGUGCCAGAGCUACGGAGGCGGUUCUAGCGGUGGCUCCAGCUGCGGCGGCGGCUACUCCGGGGGCGGAGGCUCUAGCUGCGGUGGCGGCUACUCCGGGGGCGGAGGCUCUAGCUGCGGAGGCGGCUCCUCCGGUGGUGGUUCCAGUUGCGGCGGCAGCGGCGGCGGCAGCUAUUCCGGUGGUGGCGGUGGCAGCAGCUGCGGCGGAGGAUCCUCUGGCGGCGGCGGGGGCUAUUACUCCUCGCAGCAGACCAGUCAGACCUCCUGCGCCCCCCAGCAGAGCUACGGGGGUGGCUCUUCCGGCGGAGGCGGUAGCUGCGGAGGUGGCUCCUCCGGCGGCGGCGGCGGCGGUGGCUGCUACUCUAGCGGUGGUGGCGGCGGCAGCGGUGGCUGCGGUGGAGGCUACUCCGGAGGCGGCGGUGGCUGUGGCGGCGGCUCUUCCGGGGGCAGCGGCGGUGGCUGCGGAGGCGGCUCUUCCGGGGGCAGCGGCGGUGGCUGCGGAGGCGGCUACUCCGGAGGCGGCGGCGGUGGCUCCAGCUGCGGAGGCGGCUCCUCUGGGGGCGGAUCUGGAGGUGGCAAGGGUGUGCCAGUCUGCCACCAGACCCAGCAGAAGCAGGCGCCCACCUGGCCGUGCAAGUAAGCUCACCGGGCUGCAACGGAGACAACAGAGCUGGAAGAGUUCUCCGUGGGCGCCUAUGAGCUUAACUCACUCAUGAAUUUGCCUGAGGUUUCCAAACCCUUCACAUUUUAAAAGCCCCCUCCCCCAGAAGAAGCCAUUGAGUCGCUCAAGGUGUAUUUUGUUCUUCAGAUUUUUCCAUCUUGGUUUCUGAAUGACUACCUCCCAGUUCUAGUGUCUCCUCAGUCAAUAAAAUUGCAAUUCAUGAGAA